AUGCUCAAAUAUUGCAACUUCAUUUGCCAAGCAUUCAUCAUUAACAUCCUCUCCACCUUCCUCAUAGGGAUGAAAGGUGGAAAGGGGAUAAAAGGGGGAAAGGGGAUGAAAGGAGAAAAGGGAAAGAAUGGGCAAAAAGGAGAGAAAGGAGUAAAAGGGCAGAAGGGUAUAAAAGGCGAAAAGGGGAUCAAGGCAGAGAAAGGGCAAAAAGGCGGAAAAGGGGAGAAAGGAAUGAAGAGUGAAAAAGGACUGAAGGGAGAGAAGGGGCAGAAGGGCAUGAAAGCAGAGAAAGGCACCAAAGGGUGGAAAGGUGAGAAAGGCGUGAAAGGACAAGCAGGUCAAAAGGGAGAGAAAGGUCGCAAAGGAGGGAAAGGAGAAAAGGGACUGAAGGGAGAAAAGGGACUAAAAGGAUUGGAAGGAAAAAAGGGUACGAAAGGGGAGAAGGGAUUUAAGGGACAAAAGGGAAGAGAAGGGGAAAAGGGCCAGAAGGGUCUAAAAGGUACUACGGGAGUGAAAGGAGAAAAGGGUAUGAAGGGAGAAAAAGGAGAGAAAGGACUGAAAGCCCAGAAAGGUGUGAAAGGUGAAAAGGGACUGAAGGGACAAAAAGGGGGGAAAGGUGUGAAGGGUGAGAAGGGGCAGAAGGGAGUCAAAAGUGAAAAGGGACAGAAGGGAAGGAAAGGAGAAAAAGGAAUGAAAGGGGUUAAGGGCCUCAAAGGAUAUAAGGGGCAGAAAGGAGUAAAAGGUGUUAAAGGAGAAAAAGGAAUGAAGGGAGGAAAAGGUGAAAAAGGCGUUAAGGGAUACAAGGGAACAAAAGGGCAGAAGGGCCAGAAAGGUGAAAAAGGCUGGAAGGGCCAGAAGGGCCUCAAAGGACUGAAAGGCGAGAAAGGGCUGAAGGGCGAAAAGGGACACAAAGGAUGGAAGGGCGAGAAGGGAUUGAAGGGUGAAAAAGGAUUAAAGGGACAGAAGGGAAUAGAAGGAGAAAAGGGCCUGAAAGGCCAGAAAGGGAUGAAGGGUUUGAAAGGAGACAAGGGGCAGAAAGGUUUCAAAGGAGAAAAAGGCGAUAAAGGUGAAAAGGGGCGGAAAGGCAUGAAAGGUGGAAAGGGUACCAAAGGGAUGAAGGGACGAAAGGGCGAGAAGGGAUCAAAGGGCGAAAAGGGAUUGAAGGGAGUAAAAGGUGUGAAAGGCGCUGGAGGAGAGAAAGGCCAGAAGGGUCAGAAAGGGUGGAAGGGAGAGAAAGGGUGGAAGGGCGAGAAAGGGUGGAAGGGCGAGAAAGGGUGGAAGGGCGAGAAAGGGUGGAAGGGAGAGAAAGGCUGGAAGGGAGAAAAGGGCCUGAAAGGGCCUAAAGGAGAUAAAGGCCUGAAAGGCGAAAAGGGACAGAAAGGAUGGAAAGGAGGAAAAGGCGAAAAGGGAUUAAAGGGGCUAAAAGGAGCAAAUGGGGAAAAAGGCACAAAGGGCCGAAAAGGAGUGAAAGGUACCAAGGGGUUGAAAGGAGAAAAAGGUAGGAAAGGAGAAAUGGCUCUAAAGGGACAAAAGGGACUCAAGGGUCGGAAAGGUGAGGCCGGUGUGAAGGGACAGAAGGGCCAUAAGGGCGGGAAAGGUUGGAAGGGACCAAAAGGCAUGAGGGGCGAAAAGGGGAUGAUGGGUGUGAAAGGGCUCUUCCGCCUGGAGCCUCUCGGACCCAGGGGAAUCACAGUGGAGGAGGCAGCCUUGGCGUGCUACGAUGCUCUGUACAGGGGGACGCUGGCCACUUUCACGACCUUCACGGAUUACAACGGGCUGAGGGGAGCGGCUGCCGGAGGAGGGCAGUUGGUGCUCAUCGGGGGGUUCUUCUCCCCACUCGGGGAUUACAAGGCCCAGACUCAGGCAAGCCUGGUAUCUGGCUGGAGCUCAACCGCACACAUCCCAACGACUGCCUGGACCUUGCCCUCCCAGCCCGACUCCUUCUCCCGGCCGUCCCCACAAGAAUGCCUGGGGCUCUAUUUGGUCUUGGGGGUAUACCACCUCGUGGACUACCCCUGCGGAAGCAUCCUGCCCGACGAGGUACCGACGGCUUACCUCUGCAUCGAGUCCGCUCCGGGAAGCUGCCCCGCCCCGCCGGUGUACCCUGGGAACUCGGUCGCAAUGACGUUCCCGGGAGGAAACGACACCGCCCCGUUUUCAUUCAACACGGAGGUGGUCUACUCGUGUCCGCUUGGGACGGUGUGGCGGGACACCAGGGCGAAGACAAGGUCCUCCUUCUGCAGGGGAAGCGUGAGCUGGACUCUCACCCCAACUGACCUCGCUGGGUUCUCCUGCGUCGCCAGACCAAAGGGUGAGGAGCGCAUUGCUGGACCCCAGGGAUCGAAGGGGGAGAUCGGACCGAAGGGGUUGCAAGGCAUGAGUGCACUUCAGGGAAUACAGGGCACGACAGGAACCUUGGGACAGCAUAACAAAACUGGCCUUCAGGGAAUACAGGGCACGACUGGACCCCAGGAACAACAAGGCAUGAUUGGACUUAACGGGAUACAAAGUGUGACUGAACCCCUGGGAUCACAAGGCAUAACUGGCUUUCAGGAAAUUCAGGAUGUGACUGGACCCCAGGAACAAGGCAUGAGUGGACUUCAGGAAAUACCGAGUGUCACUGAACCCCAGGGAUCGCAAGGCAUUCCUGGCCUUCGUGGAAUACAGGGUGUGAUUGGAUCCCAGGGAUCGCAAGGCAUAACUUACCUUCAGGGAAUACCCACAACUGGAACCCAGGAACCACAAGGUAUGACUGGACUUCAGGGGAUACAAAGUGUGACUGAAGCCCAGAGAUCGCAAGGCAUGGCUGGCCUUCAGGGAAUACAAGGUGUAACUGGACCCCAGGGAUCGCAAGGCAUAACUGGCCAUCAAAGAAUACAGGGCACGACUGGAACCAUGGGGCAACAAGGCUUUACAGGCCUUCAGGGAAUACAGGGCACACUUGGAACCCAGGAACCACAAGGUAUGACUGGACUUCAGGGAAUACAAGGUGUAACUGGACCCCAGGGAUUGCAAGGCAUAACUGGCCAUCAAGGAAUACAGGGCACGACUGGAACCCUGGGGCAACAAGGCUUAACAGGCCUUCAAGGAAUACAGGGCACGACAGGACCCCAGGAACAACAAGGCAUGACUGGACUUCAGGGAUCACAAGGUGUGACUGGACCCCAAGGCCCACUAGGCAUGAUUGGCCUUCAGGGAAAACAGAGUGUGACUGGAUCCCAGGGAUCGCAAGGCAUAAGUGGUCUUCGUAGAAUGCAGGGUGUGAUUGGACCCCAGAGAUCGCAAGGCAUGACUGGCCAUCAGGGAAUACAGGGCACGACUGGAACCCUGGGACAACAAGUCAUGACUGGAUUUCAUGUAUCACAGGGGCCCCAGGGAUCGUAUGGCGUUGCUGGACCCGUGGGAAUUCAAGGCAUGGUUGGAUCGAAAGGUAUGCGAGACGACACUGGGGAACCUGGGUGA
Molecule: messenger RNA, 3462 nt
Organism: Darwinula stevensoni
Lineage: Eukaryota; Metazoa; Arthropoda; Ostracoda; Podocopida; Darwinulidae
Source: the annotation of a GenBank genome assembly